ACUUCGAGUUUAUUUAUAAAUUACUGUAUUAAGUUACUAUUGUUUGUACAAGUGCUGUGUACUUUAGGUUUACACGGAUUAGUGGGUGAUAUAUAAUGAUAUUGAUUCAAACGUCCGGUGUAAUAUUCGGAUAAAUAAUGCUGUUUUUAUAAUUUAAUACUUCUGAAAACAACUAUACAUAAAUAUUGUAAAGGAUAGAUACUGUUAAAUAGCACAGAUUUUGUUUUUUAGAGUUUAUGUGUGUUGUCUUUAAACUAGAUAAAGGGUGCAAAAUUUAACUGGGUCGAUCACUAGGGUGUGUGAUAAAAUACUGUCGUACCCUGUUAUAAUAAAAUCGUCAAUAAAUACCACAGUGAAAAUUUACUUGAAGUUUAAUCAUUCACUGUUUAUGGUAUGGAUACAAUCGACGAACUUUGAUAUACGCAAUAAUGUUAACGUGUAAGAAAAUUGGAUAUUUCCUUUAUGUUAAUUUAGGAAUAUGUGUUUUCUGCGGCACUUUUGCGCAGGCGGAAGUGAAGUCAGUGAGCGCGUGCCAUGGUAACACCGAACCUGCGUGCCAUUUCAUUACACUAGACUGUGAGCAGGGAUCCAGAAUCCGUAUUUUAACAAUGAAAUAUGGCGUUAAAGAAGACAAAUGCAACAACAGGAAAAACCGCUGUCUCGACCCUAACAAAGAUGGAUGCUGCACCUAUAACACGGAAGAUUGUAUGGAGUACUAUAGUGACCUCCAUGCUUACAAUCUCUACAAAGACUGCUCGGGCAAACAAACAUGUGGUCCAUUGCCUGUACCGAACAGAAUUCUAAGCUCGUGCGACAGCAAAAUCUCUACGUAUGUGCACGUGACUUAUGAAUGUCUGCCAGUUAAAAAUGAGGUAAAAUUUUGUCGAGUUGGUAACUUAAGUAACGUAAAUGGUAAACAACUGAGCGUUGUAUUCAACAAGUCGGAAGAAUCGUCAAGCACGCCUGCAAACUGCUCAUGCUUCAUCACGGCGACACAGAAUGGCGAGGCCCAGAUAGAUUACGUAGAUAUCCGAAUGUUUAAAUCUCUCACAAGUAUUCAGGGGAGCAGUUGUUCGUCUGCCACAUUAACUUCCGUACCGGAUGAUAAUUUUGAUACCCAGUGCGUUAAUAGUAAACCCGAAGAGGACAACUUUAAGUAUGGGCAUCUGACCACUGGCACGGUUAUAGAAAUGAAACUUUUGAAUUUGUUUAGAAACGGAAAUGACGACGCACCGCAGUUUGUCUGGCUUCAUAUAACUGCGGACGACCAGAGUAAUGUGAAUGUACAAUGUUUCAAGCAUGCCAAUCAUCAGACGACAAUACCAACUACUCUACUACCACCACUACCAUCAAGUACACCAGGAGAUCAUUCAAAUACCACGAAAAUGUCAGCGUCCGGUGAUGAAGGUUCAAACACAGGUGCUAUUGUGGCUGGUAUACUUGUACCAAUACUCCUUCUGGCAGUAAUUGGAGCAGUGGUUGCGUUCCUGGUAUGGAGAAGACGUGGUUAUCUAUGCAAGAAGAAAAAGAAACACGCAACGCCGAAUAAAUACACAGAUAGUGCAGAUAUCGAUAAUUCAGUUGAAAACAGUGAGUACGCAGAGAUUGGGUUUGUGCCUGAUGUAGCAUGCAUGGAACCAAAUUACGAUCAAGUAUAUGAACCAAAAAAUAAAAAGGCUUCUCAUGAAACGAAUGGACACACGUACCAGAAUGUUGGAAAACAGGAUCAAGCCCAAGGGAAACAACCGAAAUCAACAAAAUCGCCGUUUGGCAAAAUUAAAACACAUACGGACAGAUUAAUUUCCUUUUUCCGAAAACAGACUGAAAAUGAUUUCCCGCAGGUUUCGAAACGAGAAAGAGAAAAUUCUGAGUCAUAUGAUCAUCUACGACCAGUUUCUGCUAAUUCCAGUGUUCAUGUGGAAAUAACACCACCCAUUGACGAACCAAACCACACGUAUUCACAUACUACCGAUGAUUCUGUUAGAAAACAAGUAGGUCUAAAUCAAGAAAAAGAAAAACCAAAUAAAAACGUAAAAGCGUCUCCAAAAAUAGAAAAACGAACAGAUGUUCCUACAGAAGAGUUAAAUGCUUUUCAUGUUGGAGAUGCGUACAUAGAGUUUCAGUUUGGUGCGGUUGACGAAAAUCACCCAGACCUCGUUAAAUGUCCAAAAGAAGGAAGCAAUGACGCAAGACCAGCACCGCCCACACGUCCUCCCCCUUCACCUAGAACAGUUGCAAAGAUUGGAACAACAACAACACCAAAGGCAAGUCCAAAACAAACGCACCAAGUAAUAACGCCACAGAACGAAAUUCGGUCAAAAUCCACUAAUUGUCUUUUACCAAGUAAUACAAUCCCUGAUGAUUCACCAAGCUAUGAUUACGCUGCUGGAACGCAUGUUCGACCUCGUAGUGCAAGUCCGCGAGGUUCGGACGUCUCAGAUGUCUCAUCUGAACAUUCUUACAAGAUUUUAGAAAAGGAACCCGAGGUUUAUGACUAUGCCGAUGUUAGUGAUGAUGAGCUAGCGAAGAGAACGGAUGGAUACACGUCUGGGUCAAUAUAUGAAGAUGUGGAUAAAAAUCUUAGAGCUGAGAGUGUUCGGAAACAUAGAAGUGACAUGAGUGUUCCGGUAGAAUCCAACGAAUACCUUGAGCCGGUCACAAGUCGAACACGUGCAAUUUCUUCACCGAUUGAAACAAAAGAACCCCAAGAAAGUAAAAAUGAUCAAUCAAAAACUCAACAUUCUGCAUCAAGCCUAUUUAAAAGAGAACUUAAAGAACGGGCGCAGCAGAAGAAAAAAGACAAGAGCAAACCAGUUGAGGGUGAAGAAAAAGACUUUAGUAAAAUGGUGAAAAGUGAUAACGUCGAUGCCAAAGAUUACCAGAAAGUUGACAAAGUUAAAGGUGUACUAAACAUGGCAAAAUUAUUUGACAAUAAGGACAGUGAUAGUGAUACUUCAAGACAAAGUUCACCAAGGGAUUUACAAUUUACGAAUCUUCCAAGUGGAAACAAAAAGAAAUCUUCAUCUAAUGCGUGAUCAUGCAAUUUUGAUUAAUCCAUUUGUGUUUCUGUUGAUCCAUUCAUAACAAAACAGGAUAUAUGUUCGCUUUUCCCAAUCAUUCAGGAAUAUUAUUAUUUAUUCUUCAAUAUUCUCAAAGUAUCCAUUAUAAUCAAUUGUUUUAUACAUAUAUAAAGGGCUUUCAUCAUAAAUAUGUCAUUAGCAUUUAUAUGAAUGUUUUAAUUGUGAUUUUGUGUUAUUAAAUAAAGCCAUAUUUUACGCAUGUUAUAUAUAUACAUUUUAUUUUAAAAAAAAAAUGUUUACUUACGAUUUCGUCUUUAUUUACUACAAGGAUUACAUUAAUGUAAACAUAAAUCUUGAUAUUAUAUUAUAGGUAGGUGCAUCAAUGUCAUCUCAACAGAAUUUUGCAAAUUGCAAUUUUUUUUCAAAUUUCAACAUGUAGCGAUCGGCCAUGUCACUGUUAUACAUACUGAGUGUUAUCACCUCUUACGUUUUAGAUUUAUUUGUAUUUCCAAGAUUGUAGAUUUUCUAGGACAUUGUAUAGUUAAGCAUGCAUGUAUGUGUAACAAAUUAUAUAUUCAAUAUGUCCUAAACAAGUUAGAGCGACAUCGUAUCGAACGAAGCCCACAAUUGAUAAUAGACAGCAUAAAACAUAUUUUGAAUGAAAUAUUUUAGUCAACGCCUCGGCAUAAAUUUUCUUAUUCUGUACAAGUUUGCAAUAACUUGACCUUGAUGUUCAAUGCUUGACGGUUAAAGUUUUAAGGUCAAAAUCAGUUUGAGUUAACCAUCAUGUUUGUUUGAUGAUAACUGUUGUUCUUAUAAAUAAGAAGAAUAGUUUAUAAAUAAGUUAUGACGAAUUUUAGCUGUCUGAAAUCAUUCGACAUGAAACAUCAAGAUCUAAUAAAGGUCAGGGUCAAGCUUAGUUUAUCUUCUUGAUAGUUAUGUCCAGGUAUGAAGACAAUAAGCCAUUAAUAGAAAAGUCUGGUUGACGUGUAGGAGUAGCAUAGAUAGGCGUAAUCAUAUUCAUGUCGUACAGAUGAACGAAAGUUCCUAAAACUGGUGAGAUUUGAUCAUAGAAUCCUCACAAUAUGCCUAGCGUUAUUUCGUGACAAUACUUACAUUUGAUUGAAAUCUGUUGAGAAAUAUAGGAAGAGUUCCAGAAACAAUAUAAUGUUAACAACCACCCGCCGACAUUCUUCAAUUUGAUAACUAAAAUAACUUCCAUCAAGCCAGGUGAAAAUUAAAUCAAUAUAGAUCU
Ruditapes philippinarum (Manila clam) is the source of this 4275-nucleotide messenger RNA. RefSeq lists its product as uncharacterized. Bases 429 to 3035 code for a protein of 868 amino acids. Lineage: Eukaryota; Metazoa; Mollusca; Bivalvia; Venerida; Veneridae. The transcript is spliced from 7 exons. The record is from RefSeq and is a predicted model, not a curated record.